AUGAGUGGCCAGGGCGACAGCCAUAAUAAGCUGCCCUCUCCCUUUGCAUCUCCCAAGCUCUUCCAAGGUCCGGCAGACAUCAUCAAGUCUGAACCCAUCACCGACAUUCACCUGGCAAAGUGGAAGGCCGAAGAUAGUCUGCUGCUCGAGGCCAAGAUACAGACUCCCCAAUCAUCACCUUCAGCCGCCCACCUGUGCCAGCAGACAUCAGAGAUCGACACGAGCAAACGUGAACCCAUGUCUCCGCCAGAUAACUAUUCCGUCAUUUCCUCCCCACAGAACUUUGGCUGGCCAUCGUCAUCAGAGUCAGGAGAAAGCGAGCCCUGGACGCUGCACCACCACGAGCUACUGCCUGACCAUUCUGCCUACGCCAAUUCACCAUCGUCACCUGCUGGUGGUUGGGACUGCGCGGUACCCUAUCAGUUCCAAGGCGCCCCUACCUCGGCGGGAUAUUUUCCAGACUGCAGUGUCCCCUUCUCUGCCGUUACUCCCCCCCCGAUGCAGGCCAACUACUCGCCUGUGUUUGAGAUGCCCUCAAACUACGGAAGCCCCCAAUAUCCCCACAGCCACUUUGGCGAUGGAUCUCCUGCCCAACGCCGCCAGCUAGCUGCUGGAAUUCCUGAAAUGGGCUCUCUAGUCAAUGAGCCUACUUCACAUCCCGACUACUCUGGGGUCUUGCACACACCACCAAGCGACUUCCCCUGCACUUCGGACCUGGGCAAGGCCAAAGGGGACAUCAACAGCCUGCCGUACUCUCAACUUCUGUUCAGAGCUUUCAUGAGCUCAAACACAAGAAAGUUGUCGCUGCGGCAGAUUUACCAGUGGUUCGAAGAGAAUACCAACAAGGCUGUGAACAACAAAGGCUGGCAAAACAGCAUCCGCCACAACCUGAGCAUGAACCGAGCCUUUGAGAAAGCACCACUGAAGGAAGACGGAACAGAGUCGAGGCGAGCGACUGAGUGGGUGUUGGCAGACUGGGCGCUUGAGGAAGGCGUCCAAAGCACGACAAGGUAUCGCAAGAGCAACACCCAUUCGAAAUCACACAACUCGGGACGUAUGGGCCACAGCUCCUACGGUGGCAGCCGCAGAGGUCCCCUGGGAUACAACCCCCGGGGUCGUGAGAGGCUCUACAAUCAUCGACUCCAGAUGCACGGUAUGCCGUCAGAUCAGCAGCUUACCUAUGGCCCUCCCAUCUCCCAUCCCCACAUGGCGCCUUCCAUGCAUGGGCUCUCGGAGGUUGAGGGAUACAUGGCUCCCGGAGGAGGAAUGUGCUACUCGCAAGAAGAUGUCCAUCAAGGAUACAAUGGAUUCAGCCCAGAAGAUGCCAGCAACUCCAACAACUACUCCAUGUACAAUCUUGGGGGAGGAAAUAUGGGGGAGUAUGCGAUUGUGGGCGGCGUUCCCGACGGCACUCUGGCCGGGACCCAUGUCGGUGGCGUUGUAUCACAACCAGCCGUUGCAGUUCCAUAUGGGACGCAAAUGUCUUCUGGUCUUUCUGGACUUACUGGCCAGUUGCAAGAUGACCAGAACCAGCACAGCUACUCAUCUGCUGAAUACGACACGAGGCAGGGACUCAGCAUCGACUCUGAGGGUGUGCGCGAAUAG
Messenger RNA from Akanthomyces muscarius, 1605 nucleotides. RefSeq lists its product as uncharacterized. Bases 1 to 1605 code for a protein of 534 amino acids. Lineage: Eukaryota; Fungi; Ascomycota; Sordariomycetes; Hypocreales; Cordycipitaceae. Gene Ontology annotation, molecular function: RNA polymerase II cis-regulatory region sequence-specific DNA binding; DNA-binding transcription factor activity, RNA polymerase II-specific. The transcript is spliced from 2 exons. Gene Ontology annotation, biological process: regulation of transcription by RNA polymerase II. The record is from RefSeq and is a predicted model, not a curated record. Gene Ontology annotation, cellular component: nucleus.